CUGCUGUGGGCUGAAAACAAGAGGCUGAGCAAGGCGGCGGAUGCGGUGGAGAAGAAGGGACCGUACAUCGUGAGCAAACCCCCCUCCAUCCACGCCAAGCUCAAGCGGCAGCGCGAGCUGGCGAAGGCGGCGCUGCGGAGGCAGGGGCUGCUGGGGGCACCCGCGCCAAACCCGAAACCAGCACCAAAAAGGUCAGUCAAGUUUAACAAGGGCUACACGGCGCUGAGCCAGACGGCGGAUGAGAACCUGCUCUCCCUCGAUUCGGAUAGUGACGAGGAGCCAGGAUCCAGAUGUUCCUCAGGCUACUCCUCCGCUGAGCAGGUGAACCAGGACCUGAGCCGGCAGCUGCUGCAGGAUGGGUACCACCUCGACGAGGUCCCCGAUGAUGAGGAUCUGGAUCUCAUCCCUCCGAAACCUGUCGCCUCCUCUUCUUGCCCCUGUUGUUUCGGAGACAAUCUCUCCUGUGUGAUCCAGUAG
Molecule: messenger RNA, 477 nt
Organism: Nestor notabilis (Kea)
Lineage: Eukaryota; Metazoa; Chordata; Aves; Psittaciformes; Psittacidae
Gene: FAM219B
Product: family with sequence similarity 219, member B
Exons: 5
Source: RefSeq, a predicted model, not a curated record